AAAGUUAUCAAGGUGUAUUGUGCUUAAUAUAAGCGGACCGCUGCAACGGACUCGCGUGAUCGCCAGUGUGUGUGCGUGUGUGCGCACGCGCGCGCGCGCGCGCUCGCUGUACAGUACUUGCUACUUGGCGCGCGUUGCAGCGCGCUGACUGUUCCAAGGAGUUCCAAGUUCCGAGCGAUAGUCUGACACGAGUGUGUUCGCGUGGUACGUGGCUGUCGCAUAUACUCUCGUAUAGCGUAUCGAGCAUAUAUAUACGCGACCUAUUCGGAGUGAUCGGCACGGCGAUCGAUCGUUCGACCGUUCGACCGUUCACCGUGUCCCGUGUGUUGAGUCAGUCGAGUGUCGAGACUGUCGAGAGCGAGCUCAGUGAGCCCGAAAUCCGAAGCAGUCGGAGGAUCAGUGGCCGUGCGCUGUCGACGCUACACGAUCGCGUUAAUCGAUCUCCCCGGUCCCAGCCCGGUUCGGCGCGACGAUCACUCGGCUCCGGUCAGCUCCGGUUUACUCACAGUUAAAUUAAUUCAUUCUCGCAGAUCGGUCAGCACGCGUCUAUGCCUGAGAGCGUACUUGUGAACGUAUGAACGAUGCUUGCUCCGUGCGACGUAUCACUCAGUGCUUUCUAUACAUAUAUAGUAUAGAAUCUAGUUCGAUGAUGAUGAUGAUGAUGAUGAUGCUGAUGAUGAUGAUGAUGACGAUGAUCGAUGUUUGAUCGAAGAGGACGGGGAGCAAUAUUAUAUAUGAUGCGACGGCGGCUACAAUGAAUGUUCCGAUCGUGGCAGGGGACGUCGUCGACGAUGGCGGCUUCGAUCGGCCGCGAUUCGUUCGGGGUUCGGAUCCGAGGGUAGCGACCUGCAGAGGAAAACUGCAGAACAAGCGAAGUAAACUCAAUCAAGAGAUCAACAAGGAACUACGGUUGCGAGCGGGCGCUGAGAAUCUUUUUAAGGCGACGACCAACAGAAAAUUGAAAGAGACCGUCGCAUUGGAGUUAAGCUUUGUCAACUCGAAUCUGCAGUUGUUGAAGGAACAGCUUGCCGAAUUGAACAGUUCAGUGGAACUGUAUCAAAAUGUCGAUGGCGCUGAGCCCGUUAUGCCGAUGAUACCAUUGGGACUCAAAGAGACCAAAGACAUUGACUUUCGAGAUCCGUUUAAAGAUUUCAUCUUGGAGCAUUAUAGCGAAGACGGGGAAAACUAUGAAGAAGCUAUAGCUGAUUUGAUGGAAACCAGACAGGCUACAAGGACACCGACCAGAGAUUCAGCAGGCAUCGCGUUACUCCUGCGUUAUUAUAAUCAGCUUUAUUUCAUAGAGAGACGUUUCUUUCCACCUGACAGAAGUCUUGGCAUCUAUUUUGAAUGGUUCGAUUCGUUGACAGGAGUGCCGAGUUGUCAACGAACAGUUGCCUUCGAGAAAGCAUCCAUUCUUUUUAAUGCCGGUGCGCUUUAUACGCAACUGGCUGCCAAGCAGGAUCGUCUGACGGCUCGAGGACUCGACCAAGCAGUCGACGCUUUUCUCAGAGCGGCUGGCACUUUUCGGUAUAUUCAUGAGAAUUUCACAAAUGCACCAAGUAUGGAUUUGGGUCCAGAUAUGCUGGAGAUGCUGGUACAGUUGAUGCUUGCUCAGGCAAGGGAGUGUCUCUUUGAAAAACUGGAACUUCAAUCGAAGGACAGCAGAAACGUCGAUGUUUGUUUAGAUCUUGCUCAAGAGGCAGCUCAGGUUGCAGCGAUAUAUAAUGAUGUCCACGGAUUGAUAUCACGCGAGCCAGUUCGUGAUUACGUCCCGGAGACGUGGAUUUCGUUGAUACUAGUGAAGCGCGAACACCAUCUUGCCCUCGCUCACAAGCAUAUCGCUGUUGGUCUGCUGGACAGACCAAUUGCUGAAUUUCGCGUGGAAACAAAGCUCACGUUGGAGCAUAUUCAAAAGAGCGAUGGGAAAACUCAAUUGGACGCAACUAUUCCCAGAGAUGACAACGAAAGGAAAUUAUUAGGCAAAGCACAUCUCAGAGAAGCUCUUGUUUUGCAUGACGAGAGUCAACGGCUUCAGAGAAUGUGCCGCGAGCUGAAGGGUAAACAAGCUCUAGCGAAGGUUCUGAAGAAAGCUCAAGAAGCAACGCUUGAAAGCUAUAAUAGAUUUGGUAAUGAAGAUGAUUUUCGAGAACUUUUGGAUCCACCGGAUAUUAUCGCCUCGACAAAAUUUCAACUUAGUAUCACUCAUCCCGAUUUUGGGCAGCACGGAGUGGACGACCUUUUCAAGUCGUUGGGACCUGUAGCGAUAUUUUCUGCCAAACGUCAUUGGACAGCACCGCGAUUGAUACAACUUCAAAGAGGCCCUGACGGCGAAGGUUUUGGAUUUAGUGUACGGGGUGAUGCUCCGGUGAUAGUAGCAGCCGUCGAUCACAAUUCACUAGCGGAUGUGGGCGGAAUGAAGGAAGGUGAUUUCAUAGUCGGCAUCGGCGAAAAAGAUGUUAAGUGGGCAUCCCACGAGCAAGUCGUGCGGAUGAUAAAACAAUGCGGUGACUUUAUAAAUUUGAAAUUAGUCACCCCAAUGGAUAGGAAUUAUCUAAAGAAACCAGGAAAACCCAACAAUCACGAUAAGGGCAGCGUCUCGGCGAGCAGCUCUUCUGGAGUUUCUUCCGGACAACCAAGCCCGGCGGGAUCCGUCACUACAGCGCACGUAGUGAGAAGGCUUCCGUGGAAUCCAUUUAAAAAAUCUGGCAUCCAUCGCGAGAACAGAGAUUUAACCUUUGACAAUGUUAUUCUCAGAUGAUUAUCGGAUUAGAGAUCGUUCGGUCCAAUUAUCGUACAUUAUUGUAUGAGCUUAGAACAUGCUGCGAUGAAUUGAUCGAAAUAAAAAUUAAUCAAAAUUCACCGAUUGCCAAAAUUGAAUGUUGUUUGGUAUACAUAACAAUUCACUAUGUCAAAAUUUCAUAUUAA
Atta colombica is the source of this 2925-nucleotide messenger RNA. RefSeq names its product rhophilin-2. The transcript is spliced from 13 exons. Gene Ontology annotation, biological process: negative regulation of stress fiber assembly; signal transduction. NCBI's taxonomy places the organism in Eukaryota, Metazoa, Arthropoda, Insecta, Hymenoptera, Formicidae. Gene Ontology annotation, molecular function: protein binding. The record is from RefSeq and is a predicted model, not a curated record. Bases 755 to 2758 code for a protein of 667 amino acids.